Molecule: messenger RNA, 2972 nt
Organism: Salarias fasciatus (jewelled blenny)
Lineage: Eukaryota; Metazoa; Chordata; Actinopteri; Blenniiformes; Blenniidae
Product: galactosylgalactosylxylosylprotein 3-beta-glucuronosyltransferase 1-like
Exons: 7
Coding region: 580-1587 (335 amino acids)
Biological process (GO): carbohydrate metabolic process; chondroitin sulfate proteoglycan biosynthetic process
Cellular component (GO): Golgi membrane
Molecular function (GO): galactosylgalactosylxylosylprotein 3-beta-glucuronosyltransferase activity
Source: RefSeq, a predicted model, not a curated record
GGGCCAUGUGACCAACUGUUUAUGCCUCAGAUAAACAGCCCCCGUGUUCUGCAUGGCUCUCUCCAUUUUUCAGAUCUCGCUUCAUCCCCAAGGAAGAAUUCCACUUGCCGGGCUGUGACAUUUUUUAUGUGAUUUAUUCUAUUGUCCCGAGCCCUCCGGCCAUGGCCGCCCCUCCGCCCCGUCCCUUUGCCAUCAGCUUUGACAAUCCCAGCCUUUGUUUUUGCAAUGAGAAGCGGCAUUCUUCCAGAGGGAUGACCUCCUCUGUCUCCGCAGGGGCUGGCACUGAGGACGCGACCCUACCCGAGGAUUGGAUGGCACCCGCCGGAUGCCGCCAAGCGAAUCCGCCAGUUGUCACCCCGACUCUGCUGCUCGCGAGUGUCUCAAGCCCGGAGCGAGAGACCUUGAGGGAUCCGCCGCUUCAUCACAGCCAUAGAUCUGUGCACCAUCAUUCAUCUCUGGACAAAAGCCUGGGCUGAAUGUGGUCGACACGUCCGGAGCAGAGCAGCGUCAGUCGGUGGGAUGGAAGCGUGUGUUUGCAAUGAACAAAGGUAGUGUCAUGUCUCAGGUGUGACUCUGGAGAUGCCGAAGAGACGAGACAUCGUCGCCAUCGUUCUGAUCGUGUUGCCUUGGACGCUGCUCAUCACCGUUUGGCACCAGAGCACCAUCACUCCUCUGCUUGCCACAAGAAAGGACGUCAGGCGUGAUGGUCCCCCCAACUCCAGAAGCACCUUUGCGCUCAGGGAGUCCUGCUCCCCUCAGAACCGGGACGUGGUGGAGGUGGUGCGCACCGAGUACGUGUACAGCCGGCCGCCGCCCUGGUCGGACGUGCUGCCCACCAUCCACGUGGUCACCCCCACCUACAGCCGGCCGGUGCAGAAGGCCGAGCUGACGCGCGUGGCCAACACGCUGCUGCACGUGCCCAACCUGCACUGGAUCCUGGUGGAGGACUCGCAGCGGAGGACCCCGCUGGUGAGCCGCCUGCUCCACGGCGCCGGGAUCAACUACACCCACCUCAACGUGGAGACCCCCAGGAACUACAAGGCGCGGGGGGACGUCCGGGACCCCAGAAUCCCGCGGGGCACCAUCCAGAGGAACCUGGCCCUGCGCUGGCUGCGGGAGACCUUCAGCGUGAACGGCAGCCGGCCCGGGAUCGUCUACUUCGGAGACGACGACAACACGUACAGCCUGGAGCUUUUUGAGGAGAUGCGUUCCACGAAGAAAGUCUCCGUUUGGCCCGUGGCCUUUGUGGGCGGCCUGCGGUUCGAGUCCCCCAAAGUGAACACCUUGGGCAAAGUGUACGGCUGGAAAACCGUGUUCGACCCUCACCGGCCGUUCGCCAUCGACAUGGCGGGGUUCGCAGUGAACCUGCACCUCAUUCUGUCCAAACCUCAGGCGUACUUCAAGCUGCGCGGCGUGAAGGGAGGCUAUCAGGAGAGCAGCUUGCUGAAGGAGCUCGUCACUCUCAGCGACCUGGAGCCUAAAGCGGCCAACUGCACCAAGGUAUUAGUGUGGCACACGCGGACCGAGAAGCCGGUGCUGGUAAACGAGGGCAAGAAAGGAUUUACCGACUCCAAUGUGGAGAUAUGACAGACUUCAUCUGACGCAGGAUCGAUCAGGUUCUGGAUUCAGGAGCAGGAAACACGGAGCAGAUCGCCUUGAGGCGAAGACACCUGGACUUCACCUGCGUCCACAGCUGGAGCGGUGAACAGUACGGCAGAGCCCGGAGCGCCGGGGCAGUGGAGGGGGGGUCUCCCUCCCGGGCCCAGAGACAGAAGCCUUGCCUGCAUCCACGCCUGCUGCAAGAAAACAUUGACUGUCAACGGUAUGAAUGCUGGAGUCGAGGCUGACGCUUCCCCUCACAGACUGGCUGGAUCAUCCCUCCUACUUCAGAUCUUGAAGGACCUUUUGGUCUCCGUACCCUCCAGCUGGACUUCGCAGUGUCAUUUUCCUCAACGUGACCGGAUCUAUAAGCUCGACCGGGACUCCUGACUCUUCAGUGAAAGGAAUACUUUCUGCAAACAGAUGCACUGUGGGGAGUUUCUGUUUGAGGACCGCUGCACCAGCAAUUGUUUUCUGAUAGCUGCACUGAUUUCACUUGUGGUUUAAGUGUCAUGACUUCUAUGUAUGUGUCGUUUUUUCCUUUUUUAUAGUUGACUCACUGACUUGGAUGUCUGUCAACACCCGGGCGUAUCAUGCGACUGCUCUGAUGCUAGAUGUUCAUUAUUUAUACGUACAAAUUGGCAGACUUGUGUUAUAGAAGAUAUUCUGGCCAAGAUGGUCUCAGUUGACUGAAAUCGUUUCUGCCAACAGCUGCAGUACUGCUAAAAGUGUCAAACACUUUUUUCAAGGGUCACAAAGCCUGAACUCAUCUUGAGUAGGGCAGAAAUAGUUCCACAACACCUAUAAAUUGAAUUUAUAAAGUUCUUCUUUGCUGUGAUACAGAGCAUAUGUGAUGUAAAUGUCUAUAUUUACAUAAAAAUCAAUGAAUUACUAUGGAAAAAGACUACAAUCUCAACAUAAAACCAAUUUUGAUGAAACCAUCUGGUUCAAAAUGCAGUGAAAUGUCCAAGAAACUGUUGCAUUAUGGGAGUUUUGAUGAACUCACCCUGACAGCAUGGCUUUGAGGCUUGUUUGACGGUAACGAGGUGGCCGUCAUUCACGGCAGCAUCACUGACGUCUCAGGGUUUGUUUACAAAAAUCAGUGAUUCUUUGAAAUUCUGACCGCCUCCUUGGUGGUCUGGUGGGCCGGAUUGGAGCCUCUUGCGGGCUGGUUUUGGCACACGAGCCUUAUGUCUGACACCCCUGUGUGUUUGAAACGGAAUGCUUCACAUGAACACGUGUAGUCUUGAAAACCACCUCAGGUAAAUUGUUGGGUUCAUCUUUCAAACAGUGCCUUUGAAAGAAGGUGAUGGACUGGAAGACGACCACCAGAGGGACACAAUUUUACACUAAUUUAUUCAAUAAAAACAUCU